Xiphias gladius (swordfish) is the source of this 2392-nucleotide messenger RNA. It is a transcript of the gene slc28a1, whose product is annotated as solute carrier family 28 member 1. The transcript has 18 exons. Gene Ontology annotation, molecular function: nucleoside:sodium symporter activity. Lineage: Eukaryota; Metazoa; Chordata; Actinopteri; Istiophoriformes; Xiphiidae. The record is from RefSeq and is a predicted model, not a curated record. Gene Ontology annotation, biological process: nucleoside transmembrane transport. The coding region runs from base 36 to 2093 and encodes 685 amino acids. Gene Ontology annotation, cellular component: membrane.
CAGAUCAGAGCAGCACGUAACGUGUCUGUUAAUUAAUGAUCGGAACUUUCAUAGAGGUCAGAGUAUAUUUACCUGCAGUGUAUUUUACAGCACCGCAUUUGACAGCCGGAUUGAGGAAGCUCAAAAUGAACGAAAGCAACAGUGUCCAGAUGCAAAUUGUGACCGACGCCAAAGGAAAUGGCGUGGACAACCAGGCUUUUGAAAGAGAGGAGGGCAACAUUACUGAUACUGACAGCUUCACAAGGCAGCCUAAAAAGACUAAAAAGGGACUGGGAUCAUAUCUAAGCGUAGUGUCCAAGCCAAUUGAUGUCACAGAGGAUUACAUCAAGUCUCACUCAAAAACCUUCAAAUGCAUUGCGCUGGGGGUACUUGGAGCAGGUUACGUGGCAUACUUCAUCGCAGCCUGUGUAUUGAAUUUCGAGAGGGCCAUCGCUCUUGUAGUCUUAACCAGUCUGGCUGUUGUUGUUAAAUCAUGUGAACUUUUGAAGCAGUAUAAGGGAAAAAGCAUCAGUCAGUGUUUAAGACCCGCAGUCAGAUGCUUUAAAUCAAACCUGAAAUGGAUAAAAUGGGUUUUCAUCUUAGCAGUUGUGGCCCUGCUUGUGGCGUGGCUUGUCUUGGACACAAGCAAGCGACCUGAGCAGCUUAUAUCAUUUGGAGGUGUGUGCAUGUUCGUCGUGCUUGAAUUCCUCUUCUCAGCACACAGGACAGCGGUAUCAUGGAGGCCUGUGUUUUGGGGUCUCGGAUUGCAGUUCUGUAUUGGCCUUUUUGUCAUAAGAACACAGCCUGGACUCAUAGCUUUCGAAUGGCUUGGAAAACAAGUGCAGAUCUUCCUCGACUAUACCAAAGCUGGGUCACAGUUUGUUUUUGGGGAUCUGAUCGCAGACAUCUUUGCCUUUCAAGCUUUGCCCAUCGUUGUGUUCUUCAGCAGCGUGAUGUCGAUCCUGUACUUCUUGGGGAUAAUGCAGUGGCUCAUAUUGAAGAUCUCAUGGGUAAUGCAGAUAACGAUGGGAACCUCUCCCACAGAGACCUUGAGUGUGGCAGGCAAUAUAUUUGUUGGGCAGACUGAAGCACCGCUGCUGAUCCGCCCCUAUUUGGAGGACAUGACCAAAUCUGAGAUCCAUGCGGUUAUGACUGGCGGAUUUGCCACAAUUGCAGGCAGUGUCAUGGGGGCAUUCAUCUCAUUUGGGAUUGAUGCAUCCUCCUUGAUAUCAGCCUCUGUGAUGGCUGCUCCUUGUGCUUUGGCCAUCUCCAAGCUGUCUUAUCCAGAGACGGAGGAGAGUCCCUUCAACUCAGGGAAGAAUAUUAAAGUGGCUUCUGGAGAUGAACAGAACAUUCUGGAGGCUGCUAGCAAUGGAGCAGCUGCUUCAGUAGGUCUUGUUGCUAACAUUGCAGCAAACUUGAUAGCCUUUCUUGCCAUCCUCGCGUUCGUAAAUCAAGCUUUGAGUUGGCUCGGAGGUAUGGUGGGAUAUCCUGCACUCACAUUUCAGUUAAUUUGCUCUUACAUGUUUAUGCCUUUGGCCUUCAUGAUGGGGAUACCAUAUGAUGAGAGUUUCAUUGUGGCUAAACUAAUUGGCACAAAGCUCUUCCUCAAUGAGUUUGUGGCUUAUGAGAAAUUAUCGGAACUGAAGGACAACAGGCUCCAAGGACUUGAUGAGGUUGUUGGAGGUGAAAGACAAUGGAUAUCUGUCCGAUCAGAAAUAAUCACCACUUAUGCUCUUUGUGGAUUCGCAAACUUUAGCUCACUGGGUAUUGUUAUCGGUGGCCUAUCCUCUAUAUGCCCAUCAAGAAGACGUGAUGUCUCGUCUAUAGUGCUGAGGGCUAUGAUCACUGGAACUUGUGUAUCUCUUGUCAAUGCCUGCAUUGCAGGGAUCCUCUUUGUUCCUCCAUUGGACUGUGUGGAGCUCUUCAAAGGGUCUGCUUUUAGUGCCACAGAUGGAAACGUUCAAACUUGCUGUCAAGACCUCUUUCAAAGCACUGUAAACAACGGGACCAUCUCAUUCGAAGGCUCUUGGAGCAAAGUAGUAAAUGUCACUAUGUUUUUCUCUAAAUGUUGUCAGUGUUGUGGUCUUCCUGAUGUGGCAGUUUGUAAGUAGAGGAGAAAAACACAUAGCAGUGUCUGUUGUCUUUUAUUGUACUGUAGUUAAUUGACAUGUCCUCCAUGUUUGUAUAUUUGUGUCACUGUUAAUGUAAAAACGUAAAGCCUCUAUGCAUAUCUUUUCAAACUGAAUGUAUCCUCCAUGUUUUAUUUUGUAAAUUAAUUCAUUCAGUAAAUUAAUUUAUUUACAGCCAAGGAUUAAAAGGACAUACCUUAAGAAAUGUACCUCAGGAAAUGUUCAGGGAUCAACUGUUUGAUGAAUGUAAAUAUUUCAAAUAAAGUUGAGUGACUCAGUUA